Messenger RNA from Chenopodium quinoa (quinoa), 2463 nucleotides. RefSeq names its product histone-lysine N-methyltransferase SUVR4-like. Gene Ontology annotation, cellular component: nucleus. Gene Ontology annotation, molecular function: zinc ion binding; histone methyltransferase activity; protein binding. The record is from RefSeq and is a predicted model, not a curated record. NCBI's taxonomy places the organism in Eukaryota, Viridiplantae, Streptophyta, Magnoliopsida, Caryophyllales, Amaranthaceae. The transcript has 7 exons. The annotation marks the transcript as partial.
AAUCAUUGUUUUUAUACUGGAUCUCCUCAACCUGUUGUGUUUACGCGAAACAAGGGGAAACAACCUGUUUCACCUCAAGUUAGUCAGAGGGAUAAAAGAACUGCACCUGAACGGGCAUCUCAAGCACUCCAGAUCAAAGAGCCAAGGGCUGAACCAGUUGUUAAUCCUAGGCAAAAACAGCCUAAUACAAUUUUGUUAAAGCCCAAAGAUGAGCCAUUUACUGAGGACAUGAUGACACCUGCACCGCUUGCUGUAUUGCCUCCAGUCCGCUCGCACAAGGAGGUUCCUUCAAAUUCUAGUAACCCAGUUGGGAGCCAGGCAGAAUUUAUGCGUCAAGAAGUUCCUUCUAAUUCUGGUAAUGCAGUUUGCAGCCAAAAUGGUCAAGACUCCAGGGCCUCUAAAUCUGUGGGUGUUAUUGAUAAAGGUCUGGGGACAUUGGCUUCACCAAAUGCUCAAGAGAACCAUAUUCAGGAAGCUGAAGAUUCUAAGAGAACUCCAGCUAACAUAGACAUUGCAGCCUCAUCUCUUGGAGAGGUGAGGUUAUCUCUGAGCUGCAACCCUGGUCCCCAAGGGAAUGAUUUCUAUUUUCCGGAUUUACAAGUUGUCUUAAAGAAAGUUAAUGAUAAUUGUCUUACAAAGUACAAAAUCACGGAUCCAGAAUUUUCUGUUAUGAAAGUUAUGGAGGACUUUUGUGAAUGUGCUGGAAAGCUGGGUACAAAAGCUGAUGAUAUGAAUCAAGAAGGGUCUAGUCAACAGGAUGCUGGGGUCAUUGACUGCAAUGGAACUGGCUGCCUUCAAUUAAAUGGUUCCAUAAAUGCAGAAUCAUCUGAUAAUGUGGCUGCCACAACUGAGAUGACAGAACCUGAUGCUUCAAAUCCAACAUCAGCAUUCAAUUGCAAACCAGUAGAUGUGCAUUCUGAUAUAAAUGCUACUGAUAAUCAUUGUGCUGAAAAGGAUUCUAAUGUUACAGACUCUAAUGUGAAUAGCUUGGUGGUUGUUCAGCAGCAGCAGAUCAUCCCCAGUUCUCUAGAAAUUCUUGAUGUCACAAGUGACAUUUCAAGAGGCAUAGAAGCAGUUAAAGUUUCAGUAGAAAAAUCAAAUUGUGACUCUUUACCAUUGUUUCAUUAUAUUCCCCAAAAUGUCAUCUCACACAAUGCUGAUCUGAGUUUCUCUCUUGCUCAAAUUGGCGAUCAAGAUUGUUGCCAUUCUUGCCUUGGUGACUGCUUGGCGUUGUCCUCAUCAUGCAAUUGUGCUCGACGUAAUGGCGGGAAGUACUCAUACAAUUCAGACGGUCUUGUGAAGGAAGAGUUUUUGGACAAGUGCAUUUCAAUGGUUCAGAACCCUCAAAAAGACUACCUUGUUUAUUGUAAAGAGUGCCCCCUUGAACGAUUGAAGAAUGAGGAUAUGCUUGAUCCAUGCAAAGGUCACCUGAGACGCACAUUCAUUAAAGAAUGUUGGACUAAGUGUGGCUGUAACAAGCACUGUGGAAAUAAAGUUAUACAACAUGGCAUAAGCCAUAAUUUGCAGGUGUUCUGGACUGCAGAAGGGAAAGGUUGGGGUUUGAGGACAUUGGAAAAUUUGCCAAAAGGGACUUUUGUUUGUGAAUACGUUGGAGAAAUCUUAACUAGUACAGAGCUCCAUAAGAGAAAUCUGAGAAGAAGCAAUGAUAAGCAUUCAUAUGCAGUGCUACUUGAUACGGAAUGGGGUACAAGAGCUUUAAAAGAAUCAGAAAUCCUCUGUUUGGAUGCCACAUUGUAUGGAAAUGUGGCAAGGUUUAUUAAUCAUAGGUGUUCGGAUGCAAAUUUGAUUGAAAUCCCUGUUGAAGUGGAGACCCCUAAUCACCACUACUAUCAUGUUGCAUUGUUUACAACAAGAGCAGUUAAUGCUUUCGAAGAACUGACAUGGGAUUAUGGUGUUGAUUUUGAUGAUGGUGAACAUCCUAUCAAAGCAUUCCGGUGUCUUUGUGGCAGCAGUUUUUGUCGCAACAUGAAACGAUCCAACAGAUCUAGGUCUACCUUAACUUUACAAUAAAAGCUUGUUUAAAACCCGAGGAGUGAGCUUGUUAGCUUGUGACAUCAUCUGUUGCUGAUAUUUGAUCAAUUGACUCUAAUUUUGCUGUUCUGAAACUGACUGACCUAGUGGUUAGACCGUAAUAUUUAGGACAAGUGAAUAUGUAAUGCAAAGCAGCGUUGUCUUGUCUUUAUGUACAGUGAUCAAUGGGCAUGCAUGCCCAUAGCAUUUUGGAUUGACUGACUAGUAAAUGCAUUGCUAAGUAGUUGCAGAAUUAACUGUUAGGUUUGGCUAGACAUUAAGGUCUUAUAAAAAUGUGCAGCUAUCUUUUAUUUUGGCCUAAGCUAAUAGUUUCUGGUAGAAACUGUAUAUUAGUCCAUGAAAAUUGGUCAUUAGGAUGUUGGGAUUGUUGUUAUUUCAGUGUUAAUCAAGCCUGUUCAGAUUCUACCUGCA